UUUUUUGGGAGUAAAAGUCAACUUGUCCCUGCAAAGUGGACACAUUUGUUGUGAACGGUCUUCUGUAAGCAACACCCAAUCACAGCAAUGACGUCACGACACUCGUGGCCUCAUGUCUUUGUUGCGUUUUUUUGGACUUCCAAAUCCAACGUUUAAACCACACAAUUAGCAUUCGAUCAUUCUAUCCGACAGUCGGUAUGCACAGUAUGUUAUUAACUGUCAUCGUGUGUUGGCAAUAAUUGUUCGCGAGAUGUCGCGGCAUUGGGACCGAAGCAACCGCGUAUUGCCAUGACAACCGUGAACUGCAUCGUCCACGUUUUUUUUCCCAUAUUCGUUCAGGAAAAAAGGCUCAAUGACACUUUUGAAUUUGAUUUAUGCUUAAUCACAGGUUAUUGGUUGCAAUAACUUUUAAAGAAGACCUAAAUUUGGACACAAAUGCCAUUUUAUUGUCAACAUAUAUAUAACAAUUCCAUCCAUCCAUUUUUCUACCGCUUAAUUGUCCCUUUUGGGGUUGUUUUACUUAAGUGCACGUCAUUUAUUUGCUCAAAACUUAAUGAUACUUGUAUCUAUAGUCAGCUGUAUGUUAUAUGGAGUGAAACCUAGCUGCCUGCAGCAAGUACACCAAUCUGCGUGUUUAAAUGAUCAAUGCAAUAUAUUUUGUGAUCAAUCACAUGAGUUAAUUCGUUAUUUUUGACAGCCCUUAUAAUAAUAUAUAAUUGUUGUUAAUGACUGAUGCAUUUGUUGUGUUGUCCAUUUGUUAUACUUAGUGUAAUUUCAACAAACUAGUAAAAAAUGAUUGCACUAUUCUAAAUAUUUACCAUGAAUUGAUUAAGGUGGACCCCGACUUAAACAAGUUGAAAAACGUAUUCGGGUGUUACCAUUUAGUGGUCAAUUGUACGGAGUAUGUACUGUACUGUGCAAUCUACUAAUAAAAGUCUCAAUCAAUCAAUCAAAUAUCGCUCCCAUGCACCCAGUCAACUCAUCUCGUCAAAACUCCGGUCUUCUGCACCUUUCCUCGUAACUUUUUUCUAUGCUGGAAAAAAAACAGCAGUUCACUCGAUCAAAACAUUUAAAAUUUCCACAAAUUCUUUUGAGAUGCUUUAUAUAUAUGUUAUAUGUUUUACAUUGCCGCUGUUUUACUCUCGCGAGAUCUGGCAACACUGCAUGUCCAUCCGCGAGGAUAAAACGUGCACUACGCUCAAGAAAAUGUCGACAGAUGUUCGUCAAUAUUUUUUUUUAUAGGAAACAAAAGGUUAAACUUUUUGUAAGUUAGUGCUAAAGUCUUGAUGUGGUCUUUACACUUUUUUUGCGGUGAAAGUUAGCGCCCGUGCGGAUGAAUACAAGGUGGCUACGAGACUAUAGGAAGGUCUCGCGAGGCCGCUGGUGGCGGUUGCUGGGUUUUAAGUUCAAAGGUUUAAACUCCCUAAAGAGUUUUUUGACACAGUAGCUCAUAGAAAAGCUGUUCUCCACUCACACAUAGUUCAGCUUCUCAUCAUGCCUUACUAUUCCCUGGAUGACGAGGAAGACCUGCUGUUGGGCCCUGAUAAGGAAAUCUGGAAGAAGUUUGAGCCGCUGUCAUCUAGCCAUUCAUCAUCGGCGACGGCAUGGGACCUGCUGGACCAGGACCGUCCGUCUUCCGUCUUCCUUCAGUCCUAUGUCAUCCACGACUGCAUGUGGAGCAGCAGCUUUGGCGCCGCCGAUAAGUUGAAGAAGGCGGUGUCUCAGAAUUGGGUGGCUCUGCAAGCGCGUCAUGACUCCACCUCGUCUACUAGUGACAGUGCUAGCAAAUGUCAGGGCCAGGUCCCCCAGAUGAAGACAAGCCGCGCACUGGACUUUCUGACAACCACGAUGACCUGCAUCAACCCCUCAGAGGUUCUUCCGUACUCAACGCUCCACAGGAGACAGGAUGUGACCAAAGCGGCGGGACCAGGGGCCAACAUCUGCCCAUCAGAAGAACCUGUGGAGGAAGACAAGGAGGACAAGAUGCCGCUUUCCAAUGUCAACAUCCAACAGCACCACUACGCCCCCCCGCAGCAGACUCGAAUUAGGAGUCAGAGCACAUUUGCACCUUAUUGCGGCAAGGACAGACAGAAGAGUGCCAAAGUGAUUGGGCGCCAAUGCAGAAAGGAGCUGAAUAGGAGCUUCUUGGCACUGAAGGCGCAUGUCCCGGACUUAGUCCCAGGCCGCAGAAACCCAAAGGCAGCCAUCCUAAAAAGAGCAACAGAGGUGAUCAUGGCGGUCCAAGCGGACGAGAAGAUGCUUUUGGCCAGGAAGGAAACGCUUAUAGCAAGGAGGUGGGAGUUGAAGCACAGACUGAAACAACUCGACUCUUAAUCUCUCACUUCCUGUUUGUUGGCUCACCUCAUCGCCAUCAUCGUGACAUGUUGGCGGCCAUCGCUCACUUUUAUUCUUUCAAAUAGGGGUGUAAAUCACCAAAAAUGAUUCCCGGGCGCGGCACCGCUGCUGCCCACUGCUCCCCUCACCUCCCAGGGGGUGAACAAGGGGAUGGGUCAAAUGCAGAGGACAAAUUUCACCACACCUAGUGUGUGUGUGACAAUCAUUGUCAAGCAACCUCACGGCUCACUUUGGGUACAGUAAGUGUACGA
Nerophis lumbriciformis (worm pipefish) is the source of this 2606-nucleotide messenger RNA. Its product is annotated as transcriptional regulator Myc-B-like. NCBI's taxonomy places the organism in Eukaryota, Metazoa, Chordata, Actinopteri, Syngnathiformes, Syngnathidae. Gene Ontology annotation, biological process: regulation of DNA-templated transcription. The record is from RefSeq and is a predicted model, not a curated record. Gene Ontology annotation, molecular function: DNA-binding transcription factor activity; protein dimerization activity.